Messenger RNA from Rhagoletis zephyria (snowberry fruit fly), 1760 nucleotides. RefSeq lists its product as uncharacterized. The record is from RefSeq and is a predicted model, not a curated record. Lineage: Eukaryota; Metazoa; Arthropoda; Insecta; Diptera; Tephritidae.
ACGGCGAGCGAUUUCAUGGUGGGCGAUGGUAGAAUGGGGUGUUGCAGGGGAAGACGGUGUGAACGAAGAAUAUAUUUUACGAAUAUAAAGUCUCACGGCAAUGAUAAUCGACUCAAACGCGUUGAAUACUUCGAGCAGUCGAAGUCUCGUGCGAUUGCUACGGUACGGUCCAAUUGACGGAAAAUCACUUAAGGAAUCGCCAGCGGGAAAAAUACUUUCAUCGAAAUUUUGUUAAACGCCCGAAAUCUGUUAACCGUUACGACGAUCUCACAUUGCAAACCCAGUUAUUCAUCCAUUUUCGAAAGUAGUGAAUAAUUGUAAAAGUGUGUGAAAUAAAUAAAGAAAAUUAAUCCGUUUAAACGCUAAGCACAAAACUAAUGACAGUGACAGCUAGUAAAAUAACACAACCUUUUAAGUUAUACCAGCGCAUAUGCACACACAAACAAACCUACAUACAUACGUUCAAUUGAUUAAACCGACUAAAACAAAAAAAAAAUCAAAAUGUGUCUAAGUUCCAGUUCCGGUUCUGGCAUGCAAAAUGAUCAAAUUCGGAAAUUCGUUGAGCAUGGAAUGCCCGAGAAAAUUGUAAAGACCGUUCAGUAUACACUGCGAAAGCGUGCCGCCGAGCGGAAUUCCACCGUAGCCAGCAUGGAGAUUUCUGACCAGCAUAUGGGUCCAUACAGUACUGCUGCAGCAGAAACAAAAAAUCCACGCACUCCAGAUAAAACGGGAACGUUGGGCAUUCCACGGCUUUGUGGGCGUUUCCGCAACCUGCAAACUACCAGUAAAUCACAGGAUAAAAUCACAAACAUCGGCGCCGCUGGUACCGACGAAGCCUUCGCGGUGACCGGAACAACCAAGCCCAAUCACACCAACAAAAUCGACAUGGACGCACUGGCUAUAACAACACAAAUGACGAAACACUUUGUACAACAACUUCAUGGCGUUGCGGAAAAAAUGCAAAGCAGCAAAUUAUACAGAAUGCUGACGAGCACGGCGCAGCCAGCGCAUUUAAUCGCCGUCUGUGUGCUGACAUUUGUGCUAUUCACUGUUUGGCCAGAUAUCGUGGACACACGCAAUUCUACCGCCAAAAGCGUUGCAGGAGGACAAGCAUUAUCUAAGGGCGGCGAAUGUCAGACGCCGCAGCAGCAGCAGCAGCACCACACAUUGGCGGUAAUCGCAUACUUAGCUGCAUUCGCAACUCAUUUCGGUUCCCAAAUAUGGAUGACAUUCAUCUCGGGUCUUUCAUUGUACUUCCAAUUGCCACGUCACACAUUUGGCCAAUGUCAGCAGAUUUUGUUUCCCCGUUAUUUUGCUCUCAGCUCCGCAUUGAGCAUCAUUAUGUUAGUACUUUUCGUCAAGUACUUUCUCAACUCCUGGAAUUUGGCUGCAUUGAUUCAACUGACAGCGUUGGCUGCCACAGCUUCUAUUGAGCUCAUAAUACGCCUCUAUCUGGCGCCUCCAAUGCUGCGGCUAAUGCACGAAAAAUAUCGAAUUGAAGGUGCUAUCGGCAGUGGACGGGAAGUGGGCUCCCUCGAGCAGGGUGAUCUCAUCAGUUGUCCACACUAUCAACGUAUCCACAAAACAUUUCGUCGCAUCCAUAUGACAAUAGCCAUGGGCAAUAUGACUGUGCUAUUGGCUACAUGCCUUCAUUUAUAUUUUCUAGCAUCGAAAAUACAAAUCAGCUAAGGUAGUAGAAAGUGGACUAUGCUAUGCUACAUAUGCAUAUGGGACGAGGAUAUAUCCCCCAAAAAAAAAAA